Messenger RNA from Orbicella faveolata, 935 nucleotides. RefSeq names its product sulfotransferase 1C4-like. Gene Ontology annotation, molecular function: sulfotransferase activity. The record is from RefSeq and is a predicted model, not a curated record. Lineage: Eukaryota; Metazoa; Cnidaria; Anthozoa; Scleractinia; Merulinidae.
CCUUAUUCAUACAUUUUAUUUCCUAUAAUCUAUUUCUUUUUUCGGGACGAAAUAAAUAAAUAAAAAAAGAAAACAAUUGGUUUGACUCGUGGUUGCCUCGUGACUCGAGGUUGGAUUGGCUUGAGUAACGCUACGACUCGAUUGAUGACCGGCAAAUCAAGAUAAUCGAAUGCUCUGGGAAAGUCGAAAAACCAAGGCAAUUCUCGCUGCUUAGAGGUUGUAUUCGUCUGCAUAGACAUUCGCUAUUUUUCAAUAUCGUGUUUCAAUCUUUUGCGACCUUCUGUUACUGGAUAUGCGAUUUCAUUCUCAACUAUAUGUUCUGACAAAAAUCCUCUCUAGUAUGCUAGUAGAAAGCUAAGAGCAAAUAAAUUCCUCCAUGGCAAGUGAAAAUCCCGUACAAGAAACGGAAGGCGAAUUCCGGAACAGUAAAGCUCUGUUUGUGAAAGGAGUAAGGAUGCCUCACAUUUACGUUUACUUAACAGGAUUCAAAGAUUUCAUCGAAAAUUUCCAAACUCGACAUGAUGAUGUUUUUAUAGUCGGUUUCCCCAGAUCAGGAACCACGUGGCUUCAAGAGAUCACGUGGGAGAUCUUUAAUGAUGGAGCAACUAGCACCAAACCUAUCGGUCAUAGAGUGCAAUUCUUUGAUGAAGCCAAAUUCCCCCACACCACCCAGCCUGACAUCACCACUCAAUCCAGUCCCCGCCUAAUGAAGACUCAUCAACCAUUUCAUGCAAUUCCCAAAGGAACAUGUGACGCCUCAAGAUGCAAAUAUAUAUAUGUUGCGAGAAAUCCACGCGACGUCGUGGUGUCGUAUUAUAAUUUCGAAAGCAAAAUGGCGCCACUGACUGGUUAUUCAGGACCUUUUGAGUUCUUUGCCGACAUGUUUAUAAAGGGAGCAGGUAAGGAACGAACAUUUCACAUUUUUUCAUGAUGUA